GGGCCGGCCCUGGUGCCGGCGUCCUGCUACGCAUACUCUCCCCUCUGACUCUUUGCGCCAAGUCAAUCUCCCCGUCUGUCUUCUCGGCCUCAACUCCCGUCUCCUCGCUAGUUCGCCCGCCGCGCCGCCUGCGUCGAUUUCAGUCCAUCCUGCGGAGGGGAGCAGCGGUGGGUGCCGUCCUCCUGCUGCUUCCGCCUCCGGUAUUUAGGUAAUUAGGUUUGUUCGUUGAGACGACAUGCCUAAGAUAAAGACAAGCCGUGUCAAGUAUCCUGAAGGAUGGGAGCUUAUAGAACCAACUCUGCGUGAUUUGGAAGCCAAGAUGAGGGAAGCCGAGAAUGAUCCACAUGAUGGGAAGAGGAAGUGCGAAGCUCUCUGGCCAAUCUUUCGUAUUUCUCAUCAAAAAAGCCGUUACAUAUAUGAUCUUUACUAUCGAAGAAAGGAGAUAUCAAAAGAGCUGUAUGAAUUUUGUUUGGACCAAGGUCAUGCUGAUAAAAAUCUGAUCGCGAAGUGGAAAAAGCCAGGUUAUGAGCGUCUUUGCUGCCUCCGAUGCAUACAGACACGAGACCACAACUUUGCAACCACUUGUGUCUGUAGGGUCCCCAAGCACCUCAGGGAAGAAAAGGUUAUAGAGUGUGUCCAUUGUGGGUGCAGAGGGUGUGCCAGUGGUGAUUGAAGUCGCUGUCCUGUGGCUACAAAUAAUCUGAGAGUAAUCGCUCGAGAUGUUUCCUUGUGUUUGAUCUCUGUUAAGACAAGCACCAUAUGACCAUAUAAUCAGGCGAUUCGUGUGGUGUACUGUAAACUCUUGGGCUAUGGCAUGUGUCUGGUGAGUAAUGACGAUUUCUCAACAUGUUGUGUUCGCAAAUGGUUCAGUAGAAACUAGCUGGAAGUUUGAUGGAUUACUGUACCCCGCUAGACCUACUUACUACAAUACUACUGUAUGAACACUUCCUUGCUACAGAGGUAUUAGGAUGAUGUUGAGUUAUCAGGUUUUCUGCAAUAUACUGUAUCACGCUUCUUGGA
Molecule: messenger RNA, 1020 nt
Organism: Oryza sativa Japonica Group (Japanese rice)
Lineage: Eukaryota; Viridiplantae; Streptophyta; Magnoliopsida; Poales; Poaceae
Source: RefSeq, a predicted model, not a curated record